AUGGGUUGCCUGCAGGUGAGCGCUGCGAUCUGCUCUUUCCUCAGCUUCAUACUGCUUCUCGCUUCCCUGGUCUCAGACUAUUGGGUGGAAUCUUCUAACCACACGGGCCUGUGGAAAGUCUGCAAAAGUACUUUGUGUCAAUCCUAUGGCAUCAAGGUGCUCGAUUACAUCCAUGCCACCCGAGCCUUCAUGCUGUUGGGGACGUUCGCUGGCGCCACCUCCUUCUUUGGGCUUUGCGCUUCGUUUUUUCAGCCCUCUGCUGGCUCCAUCUCGACAAUCAAGAUUGCAGCCAUAGCCAGCUUUGCUGCAGGUUUUUGUGCCUUGCUUGCCAUGUCCAUAUUCACAGGAGUGUAUGCCGAUCUCUACAUACCUGUGACACAUGCAUCAUUUGGAUGGUCCUUUGUUUUGGGCUGGGUCUCCGGCCCUCUGUUCCUUGCAACAGGUGGGCUUGCUUAUAAAGAACACACUGGGACAACACUCAAAGCCACAUCUGCUGCCGUGGUCUGA
Messenger RNA from Heteronotia binoei (common prickly gecko), 507 nucleotides. Its product is annotated as lens fiber membrane intrinsic protein-like. The transcript has 4 exons. The record is from RefSeq and is a predicted model, not a curated record. Gene Ontology annotation, cellular component: plasma membrane. Bases 1 to 507 code for a protein of 168 amino acids. Lineage: Eukaryota; Metazoa; Chordata; Lepidosauria; Squamata; Gekkonidae.